This is a messenger RNA of Notodromas monacha, 247 nucleotides long. The record is from the annotation of a GenBank genome assembly. Lineage: Eukaryota; Metazoa; Arthropoda; Ostracoda; Podocopida; Cyprididae.
GAAGAAAUCUGUACCAGCUGUGAAAUCGUCGGGCAUUGACACGGCGCUGAUGGGACACGGAGGCACGGAUUUUUACUUGAUGGACGGGUUCAUCAAGGCUGUUUCGAAAAAUGAUCCCACCCUGGUCUUGACAGGAGUUGAAGAAUCUCUGAAGAGUCAUUUGCUGGUGUUCGCUGCAGAAACUGCUCGACGUGAAAAUCGAGUUGUGACAAUCCAGUCAGAUCCUCAAUUCUUCACCAUCGAUCUU